Messenger RNA from Anarrhichthys ocellatus (wolf-eel), 2768 nucleotides. RefSeq names its product homeobox protein otx5-like. Gene Ontology annotation, molecular function: DNA-binding transcription factor activity, RNA polymerase II-specific; RNA polymerase II cis-regulatory region sequence-specific DNA binding. Bases 98 to 985 code for a protein of 295 amino acids. Gene Ontology annotation, biological process: multicellular organism development; regulation of transcription by RNA polymerase II. NCBI's taxonomy places the organism in Eukaryota, Metazoa, Chordata, Actinopteri, Perciformes, Anarhichadidae. The record is from RefSeq and is a predicted model, not a curated record. The transcript has 3 exons. Gene Ontology annotation, cellular component: nucleus.
CACCCCCUGGAGACUAGCUAGGAGACCCAGCCCCCGGCCUGAGAGAAGGAGAGAGAGAGUGAGGUAGUGAGGGAGUGUUUUAAAGCCAGCAGCAGGCAUGAUGUCGUACAUUAAGCAACCCCAUUACUCCGUGAACGGGUUAACGCUGUCCGGCCCGGGCAUGGAUCUGCUCCACUCCGCCGUUGGAUACCCCAACACUCCGCGUAAACAGCGUCGGGAGCGCACCACCUUCACACGCGCACAGCUGGACAUCCUCGAGGCUCUGUUUGCCAAAACGCGCUACCCAGACAUCUUCAUGAGGGAGGAGGUGGCCCUCAAGAUCAACCUGCCGGAGUCCCGAGUCCAGGUCUGGUUCAAGAACCGUCGUGCCAAGUGUCGCCAGCAGCAGCAGCAGAGCACGGGCCAGUCCAAACCACGGCCCCCUAAAAAGAAGGCAUCGCCCGCUCGGGAUGCCAACUCCGAGGCCAGUGCCAACCCCUCCAAUGGACCCUACAGCCCUCAGCCCCCUCCUCCAGGCACCUCCAUCACCCCCAGCUCCAGUUCUGCUAGUGCCACGGUGUCCAUCUGGAGCCCGGCCUCCAUCUCCCCACUGCCAGACCCCCUGUCCGCCUCCAACACCCCCUGCAUGCAGCGCACCUCCGCCUACCCCAUGACCUACACUCAGGCCCCGGCCUACAGCCAGAGCUACGGAGGCUCCUCCUCCUACUUCACCGGCCUGGACUGUAGCUCCUACCUGUCCCCCAUGCACCCGCAGCUGUCGGGCACCGGAGGCGCCCUGAGCCCCAUCACGGCCUCCUCGAUGGGGGGGCCCCUCAGCCAGUCCCCGGCCUCGCUCUCCUCCCAGGGCUACACGGCCGCCUCGCUGGGCUUCGGAGCCGUCGACUGUCUAGACUACAAGGACCAAGCUGCCUGGAAGCUCAAUUUCAAUGCCACUGACUGUCUGGACUACAAAGACCAGAACUCCUGGAAGUUCCAGGUCUUGUAAAUAGCAAGUAGGAGGUGGGGGAGGGAAGAGGGGUAGGGGAGAGAAAUCAGAGUAGGGCGAAAAAACCCCAGAUUGGUGUGUUGGUAGAAGAAAGGAGGAGACCGUGGGACACAGAAAUCAAUUAAUCACAUCAGCUGAAGAACGAAUCAGCUGAAAUUAAGUCUUUUGCCAUUUCAUGAUGAAAAAUGUGUGUGGAAGUAAACUGAUCUGUCGAUGACAGUCAGUGUUCCUAAGUUGAAACGUUAUGUAUUGUUAGUGUACGAUAUCUGUACACUAACAUAUAAUCAGUGAGAAAGAACAGCAGCUGUGAUUCUGUAGCUCGGUGGUGUUCAGGGCCGAAAUGGUUGUGAUUCAAAUGCAGCAUUGAGUAAAGAGAACAUGCACGAACAAAGGGGCAUUCUUUUGAUUGACGACUCAGUAGUUUUGGUUGAGAAACAUUCAGAAACCGCUCCGCUGGCCUCCACUCGGACCAGCAGAGUGUUCGACAGUUUACAACAGUUUCCGGUGACCUCCAAGUUUACGGCCUUGAAAUCGACGUUUAAAAGCACACGAACCGACUACAGCCCAAGCUCAUGUUUAUUUCUUCCUUCUAGACUUUGUCUUGUAUUUUCUGUGAUUAUAUACAUAUAUCAUCAGCGAGCUGACUCAAAAAAAAACAACUCAAACCAACCCAGACGUGACAUCUCGAGGGAGGACCGAUGGUUAAACACCGUGUGAAAGAUGUUUAGCAGACAGAAGCUGACGAUUCCCAGUAGCCUUGUGUGAUACUGACCCUCUGCAGCCUGCGUGUGUCUGCGUUACAAAGCGGAGGGUUGUGGAGUUGGUCACUGGAGUGACUGCAGUACAAACCUGUUGCCUUUGAGCAUGGUUGAAAUCAUUAGCAGAAUGGCUCGUGCAUUGUUAGUUUUAAUAGGAUCACUUCCAGACAAUUUGUGCCGACAAUGGUCGCAUUGUGGCAGCCGAGUACUCCCCCCCGCCCUCCCCCUCUCCAUCUCACAGUGUUUGCGUGAGGUUAGCAGGUUGUUGAAGCAGUUCUUGAAUCUACGAACGACUUUGUUAUGAACUGUGUGUUGCUGAUAAACUGCUCCAGAUGACGGGAGAGACGACUGCACCAGAGAAAGAGAAGGGACUUCCUUUGCACAGAGAGUGUUGGUGCCUCUCUCAACUCCAACCUGUAAAGAUGUGAUGGGUACCACUUUAUGUGUUUGAUGUAUCUGUUGAUUUCUUUUUUUUUUUUGUAUUAGACUUAAACAAUAUUAUGUUUCUUUUUGAAAAAAAAAUAAUUGUGAAUUCGUUAAAGUAAGAAUUGUGGUAAUUUGUUUUGAAGUUGAUAUUAUUAUCAGUAUUAUUACUAUCAUCAUUAAUAUUAUGUCUUCAGCGGACAUGGACGUUGCUAAUAUACUUUUUUUUUGUUCUUUUGUAAAUAUUAAAACUUGAAAAUGCAAUCAUGUCUGGUAUCAGCAGGCGCUCCAACACAAUCUCUCUUUUUCUUAAUUUCUAGAAAACUGCCAACUUUUUAUUUUUUCUGUUUAUAUUUUUUCUGGUUUCUUCUUCUUCUUCUUUUUUUUCAAACUCAGGGGUUUAUCCAAUAAAAGUAGCAGUAUUAGGAUACAAUACUGUUCAUGCUUCUUAAUCAUUUACUGUACUUUUGUUUUUCUUUUGCAUUACUAUAAUCUUCUCUGCUUAUUUUUCUGACAUGAAUUAUUUUGUAUAUUUCAUUUGUCUCCUGUGUUUUCGGCCGGUCUAACCACUACCAUGCUAGAUGAUGUUUCUGAGACAUUAA